This is a messenger RNA of Aedes albopictus (Asian tiger mosquito), 991 nucleotides long. RefSeq lists its product as uncharacterized. NCBI's taxonomy places the organism in Eukaryota, Metazoa, Arthropoda, Insecta, Diptera, Culicidae. The transcript is spliced from 2 exons. The record is from RefSeq and is a predicted model, not a curated record. The coding region runs from base 427 to 933 and encodes 168 amino acids.
GGUACUGCAAGCACCUGAUCUAACCUCACUUUGUCUGACAGUUCAGCGAGCUUGUUUACAAGGUGUUAGAAUUUUUAACGAGCGGCGAAAAUUAAAUUUACGUUUUCCAUCCCGAAACCAUUAUGGUACGGAAAUAUCAAUUAUAUUCAGCUCUACUAGUACAAAACUAAUCGUCUAAUUACCGUUUUACUGAAAUUACAUCGAAAAACAGUUUUGCCGGAUCUCCGCCAGAGACUAAGUCCAUGUAAACAAGCUCGCUGAACUGUCAGUGCACGGCUUCGUGACGUCAUCUUGCAGUAUCCUAUUUGAAAAAAAAAAAUGUUAUUGUUCUUCCAGCCUCGGAGGACUCUCGGAGACCUUUAAUUUUUCAGUGAAAAUCUUAAAAUUUACUGAAAAAACUAAGAUAGCUUUCCAAAAACCGCAACAAUGACCGAAAUAAGUCGCUCCUUCAAGAUUCAAAAGUCCUCGGAUGAGCGGUCUUGCCCCUCAGAGGACAACAAGCGGCGCAUCCGGAAGAUGAUUGAGGUGACCAGUUCGACGCGCUAUAUGACGUUCGUCGAGGGCGACGAUGUACCAAACGACGGAAUGGCUUUGGUACCUAGACGGCGCCCGGUCAAUCACAAUUUCUCCACCACUAUGGUCGUGAUCGAUUCCAGCCUGGGAAAUCUUCAAGACGCCGUCGGCGGCGAAAGGGUACGGUUCGGGUCCAGGUGCCGGAAGAUGGCUCAGCAGUAUGUGGAGCGCAUUCAGGAGAUGAACGGCAAGAUGGAGAAAUGUGCCAAGAUGAUGGUGAAGUACAGGAAGAUGGAUGGCCAGUUGAAGGACCAAAAGCGGAACACGGUUAAGGAGCUUCAGGGCGUCCUGAAGAACAGUCAGAAGAAGCGCGAGGAACGGGAGAAGAUACUCUCGGGGCUCCUGAAGAAGAUGGCUUAAGGAGGACAUACUGCGAGUCUGCUGCCAUUAGGUAAAUAAGAUUUUCUCUUCGAACGCA